Messenger RNA from Helianthus annuus (common sunflower), 1577 nucleotides. Its product is annotated as maspardin. Lineage: Eukaryota; Viridiplantae; Streptophyta; Magnoliopsida; Asterales; Asteraceae. The record is from RefSeq and is a predicted model, not a curated record. The coding region runs from base 162 to 1424 and encodes 420 amino acids. The transcript has 8 exons.
CCUGCACGAUGUAUUCAUAUCCGGGGCCCCGAUCACGUGGUUCAUCCAUCUUUUCCUUCAAUCAUGUAAAAUAGAAAACGAGGAACCUACAAGAUUCUCCGAACAAAUCAACACUUAAUGGGCUGCAAAUUUAGUAACGAUCUUCAUCAAAAUCAGCAGCAAUGAAAGGCGGGUUUUCUGCACCUGGUGAUUACAUCUACUUCAAGUCGCAAGUCCCUCUUCACAAGAUCCCUAUUGGCACGAAGCAAUGGAGAUAUUAUGAUUUUGGUCCUAAAGUAGUGCCUCCACUAAUAUGUCUUCCGGGCACCGCUGGUACAGCUGAUGUGUACUAUAAACAAAUCAUGGCGCUCUCGAUGAAGGGUUAUCGAGUGAUUUCCAUUGAUAUUCCCCGCGUAUGGAACAGCCAAGAGUGGGUUCAAGCAUUUGAGAAGUUUUUGGAUGUUAUCGAUGUCCACCAUAUACAUCUUUACGGUACGUCUCUAGGGGGAUUCUUAGCACUACUCUUCGCACAACACCGACCAAGACGAGUAAAGUCAUUGGUACUCUCGAACGCGUUUUUGGAGACAAAAUAUUUUGCAGCUGCCAUGCCUUGGGCUCCCGUUGUUAGUUGGACCCCUUCUUUUUUGCUGAAACGAUACGUCUUAAUAGGAAUACCGAGUGGUCCACAUGAACCAUUUAUUGCUGAUUCUGUUGACUUCGUUGUUGCACAGGUUGAGACCCUCUCAAGGGAAGAUUUGGCUUCAAGGUUGACUUUAACGAGUGAUGAUGCAUCGAUUGGACCGCUCAUGCUUUCAGAUUCUGUGAUCACUAUAAUCGACACAAACGACAAAUGCGCAAUUCCUCAACAACUCAAAGAUGAAGUAAGUGAAAAGUUUCCUGGUGCAAGAAAAGCAUACAUUAAAAGUGGUGGCGAUUUUCCAUUUCUUUCGCGCCCGGAUGAAAUUAAUCUCCAUCUUAAGUUACACUUGAGGCGUGUCGGUGUAGAAGCCCGGGAAGAUCUAGUUCCCGGAAUCCCAAAACCUGGCGACGACAACAGCGGCAGUGGUAGUGGUAGCGGUGGUGAUGGCGGCUCUAGUGAACCAAAAGACGAUAGAGAAGGUACCGAUGACGCUCCUAACGGAAACGGGUCAAAGUCAAACCCUGGCGGCUCUUUCAGUAAUUCGGGCCAGCCGCCACUUGUCCCCGAGAACCAUAAUUCUCACGGCUCAGACAACCAGCCGCUGGGCGGCACCACCACGGAUGGUGAUUACCCUUUUGUGCCUAUCCUACUUGAAGCAUUUUGUGAGAAAAAAGUUGUCUUGGCGAGAAGUUUUUUGCAUUUUUGGCUUAAGUUUUUCGAUAUUUAUUAUCGGCUUCCUUUUAGUUUGUUGACUUUGUACAUCAUCAACAACAAGCAUCAUCCUAAGAUUCAGUUGUCCAUGUAGAUGGUAAGUUUUUUCUUGUUUGUAAAAUAUUGUUUGGUCAUUGUUUUUAUACAACUUUUUUCUUUUAGUUUUGUUGGUUUUAUUUAUGUCAGAGAACACAUUUACUGUAUUUUGUUAAUUUUAUUCGUUUAUAGUAUUUGUCUUUAGUAAUUA